GGCCCUCAAGUCUACAACCACAAGGAGGAGGAGAAAGGGGGAAAACAACAAGAAAAGAAAUGAUCGCUGCCCCCGUCUCUGGCGACAUCCCAACCGGAGCGCCGCCGUCGCCAGCUCCGGCGGCGGAGGACUAUCCACCGUACGGCUCCGUGGUCCUAGGAGGCACCUUCGACCGCCUCCACGACGGCCACCGUCGCCUCCUCAAGGCCUCGGCAGAUUUGGCGAGGGAUCGGAUCGUGGUGGGCGUCUGCACGGGCCCCAUGCUUGCCAAGAAGGAGUACGCUGAGCUUAUCGAACCCGUGGAGAAGCGCAUCAAGGCCGUGGAGGAUUACAUCAAGUCUAUUAAACCUGAGCUGAUAGUACAAGUGGAGCCUAUUGAGGAUCCAUAUGGUCCAUCCAUUAUUGAUGAUAAGUUGGAUGCCAUUAUUGUCAGCAAGGAGACACUAAACGGUGGACUUUCUGUAAAUCAGAAAAGAGAAGGGAAGGAACUGCCGUUGUUGAAGGUUGAGGUUGUUGAUCUUUUAUCUGGAGACACCGAGGGAGAAAAAUUGAGUUCAUCUGCUUUAAGGAAGCUUGAGGCUGUGCAAGCUCAACAGCAGAAAGCAACAAUAAAUAAUCAGAAAGGUGUUUAGAGAGGAAACAUACUGGAAUCUUGAGCUGCAUACACAAAUCUGAAGUGGUCCGCUGAAGCUUAUUAUCAACAAAAAGGAAUUAUAAAUGGCAUUUUGGCUUCCUUUUUGAACGAAUGGUCUUCAAACAUUGACCUAUGUCCCUGUAACACUAUAUUGCUCUAUUCUGAAGGGUAUAAACUUACAAAGUCAAUGUUGGUAAGCUAGACUAACCAAAUGUACACAUAUUUUGUCCUGGCAUUGCCAUCUAGUUGUAAAGUCACCUUGAGGUCGUUUGGAAUAAUGGUAACCAGCUAAAUUAAUUUGGUGCCUCUUCUGUGA
Hordeum vulgare subsp. vulgare (domesticated barley) is the source of this 950-nucleotide messenger RNA. Its product is annotated as phosphopantetheine adenylyltransferase 1-like. Gene Ontology annotation, biological process: coenzyme A biosynthetic process. The transcript is spliced from 6 exons. Gene Ontology annotation, molecular function: pantetheine-phosphate adenylyltransferase activity; dephospho-CoA kinase activity. The record is from RefSeq and is a predicted model, not a curated record. NCBI's taxonomy places the organism in Eukaryota, Viridiplantae, Streptophyta, Magnoliopsida, Poales, Poaceae. The coding region runs from base 60 to 632 and encodes 190 amino acids.